This is a messenger RNA of Pipistrellus nathusii (Nathusius's pipistrelle), 972 nucleotides long. The record is from the annotation of a GenBank genome assembly. Lineage: Eukaryota; Metazoa; Chordata; Mammalia; Chiroptera; Vespertilionidae.
AUGGCAUCUCUCUGGGUGGGACACCGUGGAACGGUGCGUGAUUAUCCAGGCUUUAGCCCGUCAGUGGAUGCUGAAGCGAUUCGAAAGGCAAUUCGAGGAAUUGGAACUGAUGAGAAAACGCUUAUCAGCAUUCUGACUGAGAGGUCGAAUGCACAGCGGCAGCUGAUCGUUAAGGAAUAUCAAGCAGCAUAUGAAAAGAAACUGAAAGAUGACCUAAAGAGUGAUCUCUCUGGCCACUUCGAGCACCUCAUGGUGGCCCUCGUGACUCCUCCAGCUAUGUUUGAUGCCAAGCAGCUAAAGAAAUCCAUGAAGGGCACCGGAACAGAUGAAGAUGCAUUGAUUGAAAUCUUAGCCACCAGGACAAGCCGGCAGAUGAAGGAGAUCUCUCAGGCCUACUACACAGUGUAUAAGAAGAGUCUUGGAGAUGACAUCAGCUCUGAAACAUCUGGUGACUUCCGGAAAGCUCUGUUGACUUUGGCAGAUGGCAGAAGAGAUGAAAGUCUGAAAGUGGAUGAACAGCUGGCCAAAAAGGAUGCCCAGAUUCUCUACAAUGCCGGUGAGAAGAAGUGGGGCACAGACGAAGAUGCGUUCACAGAGAUCCUGUGUCUAAGGAGCUUUCCCCAGCUGAAACGAACAUUUGAUGAAUACAGAAAUAUUAGCCAGAAGGACAUUGAGGACAGCAUCAAAGGAGAAUUAUCUGGACAUUUUGAAGACCUACUGCUGGCCAUCGUUCAUUGUGCAAGGAACGUGCCUGCCUUUUUAGCUGAAAGACUGCAUGGAGCUUUGAAGGGUGCUGGAACCGAUGAGUUUACUCUGAACCGAAUAAUGGUCUCCAGAUCAGAAAUUGACCUUUUGGACAUUCGAGCAGAGUUUAAGAAGCGUUGUGGCUAUUCUCUAUAUUCAGCAAUUAAAUCGGACACUUCUGGAGAUUACGAAGCCGCACUCUUGAAGCUCUGUGGAGGAGAUGACUGA